Molecule: messenger RNA, 3258 nt
Organism: Pelodiscus sinensis (Chinese soft-shelled turtle)
Lineage: Eukaryota; Metazoa; Chordata; Testudines; Trionychidae
Source: RefSeq, a predicted model, not a curated record
AGCGCAGCUCUUGGCCAAGUCUCCCGGCUGCAGCCUGCUACUGUCCCAGGUGUGGGGGAGCGAUUACAGCGCCCGGGGAGGCUCGGGGCGUUCUUGUCUAGCUCCCCCCUUGCUGGCCCUGCAUUGUGAAGGGGCCCAGAGCUCACCCUGGGGAAGUGAUCAUCCUGAAGCUGUGCACUUCUGCACCUGACUUGUAUCCGUCUCCAGAGGCAUCUACGUGGCAGCCAUGCCCAGCACCAGAUCCCAGACCCAGGCUGCGAUUGACUUCCCCCGGAGGAAACAUCCCAGGACGCCUGGCGGACCCCCUGGGGAUUGCAAAGAUGCCCCAUCGAUCUCAUCCCAGGAGAAGGUCCUGCCACUGAGCCCCCGCAAGCGCCUAGGUGGUGACAACCUGUGCAACGUUCCACAGUCACUGCCCUGCUCCCCGACGAAACAGAGCAAGAAGGAGAACGAGCUCCCGUCUGCCUCUCGCAGGGGGCGGUGCUUGUUCUUCAGCGAGCGGCCAGCUGCAGGGUCUCCGGGCAAGAGGAACGAUGUGGUGCCGUUCCCACUCCACAAGUGGCAGGAAACCCCAAGAAGUUCCGAGUGUUCUCGUCUCAGCAAGAAAACUGGGUGCAUGCAGCUGUUCAAGCAGGAAGGCACUUGUUACCAGCAGGCAAAGAGCGUUCUGCACACGGCUGUCCCCGACCAGCUUCUUGCCCGGGAGAAGGAGGCGGACAUCAUCCGGCAGUUCCUGAAAAAGCACGUCUGUCAGGAGAAACCUGGCAGUCUUUACGUCUCUGGUGCUCCGGGCACUGGAAAAACUGCUUGUCUGAGCAGAAUCCUGCAGGACCUCCAGAAUGAUCUCCCUGGCAGUAAAACCAUCGUCCUGAACUGCAUGUCCCUCAGCAGCUCUCAGGCCGUAUUCCCAGCCAUAGCGGAGCAGUUGGGCCAGCAGGGGUCAUCCAAGGUAGCCGGGAGAGACUUGGUGAGGAAGCUGGAGAAGCAGCUGACGGCUGAGGAGACCCCCAUGACCGUGCUGAUGCUGGAUGAGAUGGACCAGCUGGACAGCAAAGGACAGGAUGUGCUCUACACCGUGUUUGAGUGGCCCUGGCUCGCUGGCUCCAGGCUUAUCCUCAUCGGAGUGGCCAACGCCCUGGACCUCACAGAUCGGAUCCUGGCCAGGCUACAGGCCCGACCCAAGUGCAAACCCCAGCUGCUAAACUUCCCGCCGUACACAAAGGAGCAGAUUGCUGCCAUCCUGCAAGAGCGGCUGAAGCAGGUGUCUGGCAGCCAGCUCCUGGACAGCACUGCUAUCCAGUUCUGUGCACGGAAAGUCUCUGCCGUUUCGGGAGACGCUCGCAAGGCCCUGGACGUAUGCAGGCGAGCCAUUGAGAUUGUGGAGUUGGACGUGAGAAGCCAGACUGUCCUCAAACCACUGCCUGGCUGUAAAUCACCCGCGACAGCUGCCUUGGUCUCCCCAGUUCCUAAGAAAGUGGAGCUCCUGCAUAUAUCGCAGGUGAUCUCAGAGGUGUAUGGUGACAGGAUGGCCCUGGGAAGCGGUGGAGCCAGUGACCAAUUCCCUCUGCAACAGAAAAUCCUGGUCUGCUCCCUGCUCCUGCUAGCCAGACAGCUGAAAGCCAAGGAGGUGACCCUGGGGAAGCUGCACGAAGCCUACAGCAGAGUCUGCCGGCAGCAGCAGAUGGCAGCAGUAGCCCAGUCCGAAUGCCUCUCCCUUGCCACCCUCUUGGAAUCCAGGGGCAUCCUGACCCUGAAGAAGGCCAAGGAAGCCAGGCUCACAAAGGUUUCACUGAAGAUAGAGGAGAGGGAUGUGGAACAUGCCCUUAAGGACGGCGUCUUGGUUGGAAACAUCCUGGCCGGGGGGCGGCUCUAGCCUCCUCUACCUGGAUGCCUCUCUUCAAAAGGACGUGGCUGUCUCUGUAGCUCAGCGAAACAACGGCCUGGGCUCCGUUGUCCGCGGUAACCACCUUCGCUGAAGGUCACGCUGAGCCAGGCAGCGGAGCGUUGAAAAGGAUGAAUUUGAUCUGCCCUCACGUCUCGGCAUCUUCGAAAGCGGCCUCGUCUUUGUUUUUAGCUGUAUAUUUGUUUUUAAACGUGCCGCCGGCUGCGGUGGCUAACGCCCUGUGCCUGGGCCAUAGCCCGCUUCACCCUCCUUGUGGUGGAUUGCGAGUGGUUUGCGAACGGCUGCGGGCCCUAUCCUGCUCCUGCUGCAGGGCUCCGGUCCCUCCUGGAGGCUGGCUGGCCGGCCUGCCCUCCUUUCCUCGCAACCUGCACGUACGCUGUCAUGUUGCCGUUUUUAAACAGCUGGAGAUCAAAGAGAUGGUGCUCAGGCAGCAAGAGGCUGGAGAAACGAAACCAUUAGCAGCAUGAGCGGCUGCAGGAGGAAAUGAGAUGGCAGGCGCUGCACUCCCAGCCUGAGCGCCUUUGAAGUCUGGUUAUUUCCGCGGAGCAGAUGUCGCUCUUAGUGAGGCUUAUUGUCUCUGGGGCUCGAUCAGGGGUUCGCAUGAAGCCCUAAGAUCUGUGUGUCUCUUACCUUGCAAGCAGUGGAUCUAUUUAUUCCUAUUUGUCGGUGGCAUUCUGGAGGAGUUAGGCCUCCUCCAAAAGGCUGGGCUUCCUCUCCCCGUUCCUGCACGCUAGAACUGAACAGGACAUCUGCCCUAUGAUGCCGCCUGGCCUGCGGUUCCUCACCUCCCUCUGCUUUGGGUUUCAAUUGGAUUCUACUCUUUGAUUCUACCCUGCUUUUUAUCCGGGAGGAGUAACCCUCUUGAGAGAUGAGGAUGCAGCCGCCCUUGAAGCAAGCUUCCUCCAGCAGGGGGCGCUCCUGUAGCACCGUGAACCCUGCGGCUCUUGCAGGGACCAAGUUUGCGGAAGUUGGAGGAAGCCGCCUUGCGUGUGUGAGGCCAGCCAGUGUGGGGAUCCAGGGCCACCCCUUCUUCAAUCUAUUUUUAAAUGAAAAAGUUGCCUUUCCGGGUUGAAAACGACUUGGGGGUCUGCACCAAGUGUGAUCAGUUUUAAUGACCCUUCUGUGAGAAUGUAGCAAAGACUAAGAUGUGGGCCAAUGCAGUGAAUGCUUGGCAUCUGUUAUGUCCUUAACUUCUCUCUCCUCCCAUGGCUCCUAGGUUAGAGCUGCCCUUGGACGGCAGGAGGUCUGUUCCGAAAGGCAAGUGCAAGGACAUACCUCCACUGCGAGGCAGACUCAGCUGUAUUUACAGGUUGGGAACCUAUGAUGUAAAUAGAUAUUAAAGUCCUCUCUCUCUC